AUAUGCAUGCUUGCUGCAAGAGGGACCCCAAAUUCAAGCCCAAGAAUACUACCCUCAAGUUCAUGCCUCGCCGAUAUGGAGACCUCUCGUUCACAUACGACGUUCUAUCCGCGUAUGAGAACAAGUACCAAGCACAGGUUACCAUCGACAACCUCAGCCCCUUAGGUCGUCUUGAUCAUUGGAACUUAACUUGGGAAUGGAUGCGAAACGAGUUCAUUUAUAGCAUGAAAGGUGCCUACACUCAUAAAAAAGAUCCUUCUGAAUGCAUUUACGGGCCUCAGGGACAAUAUUACAAGGAUUUCGACUUCACUACUGUCCUGAAUUGUCAAAAGAAGCCACUCAUCUCGGAUUUGCCACCCGAAAAGGAAAAUGAUGACAAACUUGGCAAGAUACCUUAUUGUUGCAGAAAUGGCACACUUUUGCCACCUACUAUGAAUGAGACUAAGGCAAGAUCCAUUUUUCAGCUUGAAGUCUUUAAACUUCCUCCUGAUAUGAACAGAACCGCCCUGUAUCCGCCUCAGAAUUGGAAAAUUGAAGGUACCGUUAAUCCGUCCUAUAAAUGUGGCCCUCCUGUUAGAGUAGAUCCAACAGGAUUCCCCGAUCCGAGUGGAACGGGCAUGACUUCUACUGCUGUGGCUAGUUGGCAAAUUACUUGCAACAUUACACGUCCAAAGCCAAAAGAAAACAAAUGCUGUGUUUCAUUCUCAGCAUAUUAUGCUGAUUCUGUUAUCCCCUGCAACACUUGUGCUUGUGGCUGUCAACAGACGUCUAAAUGUGACGCGAAUAGAAAGCCGUUACUUCUCCCUCCACAAGCACUUCUUGUCCCUUUCGAAGACAGGGAAGAAAUGGCGGAAGCUUGGAACGCAAUCAAACAUUUUGGUCCAUUUCCUAAGAAACUCCCUUGUCCUGAUAAUUGUGGGGUGAGCAUAAAUUGGCAUGUUGAUAGUGAUUACAAAAGCGGAUGGACAGCUCGAGUAACUCUCUUUAACUGGGGAAACGACGCGUUUGAGGACUGGUUUACAGCCAUUCAGAUGAAGAAAAACAUUGCUGAAGGAUAUGAAAAUGUUUACUCAUUCAAUGGUACUAAGUUACCUCAACGAAACGACACGAUUUUCAUGCAAGGUUUGCCUGGAUUGAACUAUUUAGUUGGAGAAGUGAAUGGAACUAAUCCUGGUAAAGAUCCAAGAGUGCCUGGAAAACAACAAUCUGUGAUUUCAUUCUUGAAAAACCAUACACCAAAUAUUAACAUUCCUUCAGGAGAUGGAUUCCCUGCCAAAAUAUUCUUCAAUGGUGAAGAAUGUGCACUUCCAACUGAUUUUCCUAAAAGAAAUGCAGCAUUCAAAUCUCAAGUUGGUUUGUUGCCUGCAGUUUUGCUUGCUCUCCUCACCCUUCUGUUGACAGAUCAAUUACACUGAUUCCUAUCCCUACAAGCUGGGUUUUCUGUUUCAAGAUUUUAUAGGUCAAAUGGACAUGAAGUUGGGAGUGUAAAGAAGAGAAGUGGAUCAAGAAAAGAGACAAAUUAGGCAAGAUUUGCAAUUUAGAAGACUGUAACAAAGUUGGGACAGAAAAAUGAAUGUACUUUGUUUGAUUGAUGUAUCAUAAUUAAACUUACCCACAAAAAUGAAUAUUUGAACCUUUUUUUCUUGUGUAGUGGAGUAUGGUGGUGAGAGUUGGAUAUUGUUGAAAAGUUUUUAUGUUCUUCAAUAGGAAGUACAUAAAAAUGGAAUAUAGGGUUUAGAUUAUAUUCUAGUUCUUAAGUGGUAUCAAUACAAGGAGUACUAUAUAUUUCAAUACA
Messenger RNA from Nicotiana tabacum (common tobacco), 1795 nucleotides. Lineage: Eukaryota; Viridiplantae; Streptophyta; Magnoliopsida; Solanales; Solanaceae. The record is from RefSeq and is a predicted model, not a curated record.